AUGGGUGCGUCAACAUCAGAGAACUUCUGGUUCGAUACUUCUUUCGACUUACCAGAUGAGAAGAACCCUACCAAGUUCUCGAGGGUAUGGCAAACCGCUAAUACACAUCAUAUUAAAACUCAUCUAACUCACAUCCAGGGCAAACGAGCACGAGUUGUAGCUGCGGGCAUUGCUACUAUAGCAAACAGCGCCCUGGGCUCAUCAUUACCCUCCGGGGCAGCGAGCGACAUUGCCAAAACAUUCUUAGUCAAAAGUUCUCUUCAACCCGUCUUGAUCAACUCACUCUACAUGCUUGGCUUUGCAAUUGGGCCACUAAUAUUCGGUCCUUUUAGCGAACAUGUUGGACGCCGUCCAGUACUUAUCGGCACUUACUUGGGUUACAUGAUCUUCACGCUGUGCUGUGCAGUGAGUCCCAACUUUCCAGCUUUAUUGGUAUUUCGUUUGUUGUGUGGGAUUGCAGCAGCAGCUCCUAAUGCUGUUGUCGGUCCUGUGUUUGCGGAUAUUUUUGAUCAGCCAGGACCGCGGGGCAAGGCGACCUCAUAUUUCAUGUGCGCAACCUCAAUGGUACCACCUCUUGGGCCUAUUAUUUCCGGAUAUGCCACCAAAUACACCUGGCGGCUGACAUUUUGGAUCGGAUUGGGUAUCGCUGGUGUGUUGUUGCCCCUUGUGCUUUGUCUCCCUGAGACGUAUGCUCCCAUUAUAAGGAAAAAAUACGCCGCUGGCUCAGAGAAUGCGCAAAAACAGGAGUCGAAUCUAGCACAAGAGCUCAGAAUUGUGUUUUCAAGGCCAUUCGUCAUGAUUAGCCGUGAGCCAGUUGUUUUAUUUUCGUCCCUCUACCUGGCCCUUGUAUAUGCGACGCUAUAUUUGUUCUUUCAAGCAUAUCCCAUUAUAUUUGAAGGGGUUUACAAGCUGUCGCCUGGCGAAGUUGGCCUAACGUUCUUGCCUUUUUCCGCCGGCUCAGUCAUUGCAUUGGGUCUCUUUCUUUGGUAUAGCUCAUAUCACUCUGCAGCUGCAAAAGCAGGUGCUCUUUGGGCGAACAAAAUUGAAUACCGCCGCCUUCCUCUUGCAUGUGCCGGUGGCCCACUAAUCGUCGUAUCACUGUUCUGGCUCGGAUGGACAUCAUAUCCAGGAAUUCAUCCAGCGAUACCAGCACUCUCCGGCCUUCUUUUUGCUGUUGGCUAUUUGAUUGAGUUCAUGGCAUUGCUCAACUACAUUACUGAUGCAUACAGGCAGUUUUCUGCAUCUGCCCAUGCUAUAGCUAGCACGACACGGUCGAUAGUAGCAGUGUGUCUGCCGCUUGCUGCGCCCCAAAUGUACGAGGACUUAGGGAUCCAGUGGGCCUGUUCACUGCUUGCAUUUCUGACACUCAUCUUUGCCUGUAUACCUUUCGUAUUCCUUCAGUAUGGAGAUAGGCUGAGGAAGCGAAGUCCAUUUUGUCAGAAGCUAUCCUCUGUCGAACUUUUGCCUUAA
Messenger RNA from Trichoderma virens Gv29-8, 1470 nucleotides. RefSeq lists its product as uncharacterized. Gene Ontology annotation, biological process: transmembrane transport. The record is from RefSeq and is a predicted model, not a curated record. Gene Ontology annotation, molecular function: transmembrane transporter activity. The transcript has 4 exons. Bases 1 to 1470 code for a protein of 489 amino acids. NCBI's taxonomy places the organism in Eukaryota, Fungi, Ascomycota, Sordariomycetes, Hypocreales, Hypocreaceae.